CCCCCCUGCCCUCUCUACCAUUCCACUCCUCCCCCUAGCUAGUUCUUCCUUCCUCUGUGCUUGUCUGCUGUUAAGUCAUUUUUUGUUUCACGUCUUCUGUCCUUACCUCCUGUCUUCAUCUACAUCUUGUCUUCUCUUUCUCAACACAAAUUCUACAGACUUCCAUUCUUUAACCAUGGCUGACAAAAGUCGUACACCAAUGAGAAGAAAAGAGAGGAAAGAAAAGGAGUCUGCUGAAAUGACCAAGGAUGUAAAGAAAGCUAAGAAUGAAGGAGAGAUGGAAGUGGAUAGUGGAGAACUCCCAUCAGCUGAGGUGACAGUCACCAAUGGUUCAGUAGCUAACGGUGAGAACGGAGAUCUUCAGGUUGAGCCAAUGGAACUACCUCCAUUUGAAAUCAUCGCAGGGGACCGGAUUGAUCCUUUCGUCUUUAAGUUCCAGUUCAAGAAUGUGGAAUACUCCUCAGGCCGCAACAAGACCUUCCUGUGUUACCUUGUGGAUAAAGGGAACUCAAGUGAUGGGUUGCUGAGGGGCUAUCUGGAGGAUGAGCAUACCUGUGCUCAUGCUGAGGAGGCCUUCUUUAUUCAGUGCCUGCCGAACUACGAUCCUGCACUGAAAUACACAGUCACCUGGUAUGUGUCUUCCAGUCCCUGCUCUGCUUGUGCAGCAAAGGUAGCUGAGGUGCUGAAAGCCAGGAAAAACGUCAAGCUGAGCAUCUUUGCUGCUCGGCUGUUUGAGUGGGAGGAAGCAGAGAUCCAGGCCGGGCUGAGGGCCCUGCACGCUGCUGGCUGUAAGCUGAGAGUGAUGAAGCCUCUGGACUUCUCCUACACCUGGGAAACUUUUGUGGAGAACGAGGAGCAACCUCUGAACCUGUGGGAGGACUGCAAAGAAAACUAUGAGUAUUAUCAAGAGAAGCUGGCAGACAUUCUACAGUGACCACAGAAUCCAGAUGAGAAUAUGUGCACCCUCGAUCAACACCCUUACUUACACAUAAUUCAUGUUGAUAUUAUUGUUGUUGAUUGAUAGUGAUAGUAUAUAUGACUCUGUGAUAGUAGUAAAGCUGUGUGUGUGUGUGUGUGUGUGUGUGUGUGUGUGUGAAAGACAGUCGAUUUGUUCUAACUUUUCUUUAGUGUGUUUAGGAAUCCUGUAAUCAAGCUUUCUGUGCCAUGGUAAUUGGCCCUAACAACAUUGGCAGUGAUCCCCAAAUCUGGCUCCACUCUGGGAUUAUCUUGGUCUCAGACAUUAAUGCUUUUACCUUGCUUGUUAGAUUUGUUUGCGCCCUUUUUUUGCACACAGUGAUUAGACACUGUGUAAGACACUGUAAAACUGUCCAACUGAAUGCCUUUCAUAUAUGUUUACAGAUAUAUUUUGUCUGGGACAAAAACCUCCUCUGAGACUUGACUGACAGCCCCUAGUGUCCCCAGAUAAGAAAAAGCUAUUAUCAUGUAAUUUGAUUAUAGUGUAUAUUCCCAAACACAUAAAAUUGGGGCUAAUCCAUCUUUUUUUGUGAGAGUACGUCAUCUGUUCAGAUGUAUUUGUAUUUCAAUGAUAAACAGAAUUUGAUUCAG
Messenger RNA from Dicentrarchus labrax (European seabass), 1566 nucleotides. It is a transcript of the gene apobec2a, whose product is annotated as apolipoprotein B mRNA editing enzyme, catalytic polypeptide-like 2a. The coding region runs from base 176 to 934 and encodes 252 amino acids. Gene Ontology annotation, molecular function: cytidine deaminase activity; RNA binding. The transcript is spliced from 4 exons. Gene Ontology annotation, cellular component: nucleus; cytoplasm. The record is from RefSeq and is a predicted model, not a curated record. Gene Ontology annotation, biological process: cytidine to uridine editing. Lineage: Eukaryota; Metazoa; Chordata; Actinopteri; Moronidae.